GAUUUGCGCAAAUUAGUGUAGACAAUUCAACCUUUACAUAUACAGAAAAAGAGUCUCCUCAGGUUAAUCUUACUGGGAAACAACCUAUUAUUAUCUCUUUUAGGCGUUAUGAUGACAGUGAAGGCACGACUGUGCUUCGCGUUGGUCGUCGAAACAUUGAAGACCCUGUAUUAUGUUAUGAACAGAGAUUAUUAAUUCGUGUCAUUCAAGCAAAUGGGAAUGUUAUUGAAAUAAAUCCUGACAAUUUUGAGAAUAUACAAUAUAUAAAUUAUUGCGUUAAUAAAAAUUCAAAUCCUAUACAUUUAUAUCCAUUAUUUGAUAAAUACAUUUUAAUUACGUAUGUUAAUGCAAGUAAUACUUCCGAUAAAACAACUUACACAGACGUGGGAAUGGUUAUAGAUUGGAGCGGUAAAUUUAUAAGUGAAAUCAAUUUUGGACCAUCUUAUUUACAUCCGCGCACUAAUAAGUGGAUCCGAAGCGAAAAACUAGUAAAUAAUAUCGACGCUCAAAAAGGAUUUUUACGUUUAUCUGGAGUAACUGGAACUUUUAAUGCUAACUGGAGUCAAUUUGAACAUACGGGCAACGGAGUCUUCAAUUUAUUAAAGAAUGAUACAAUAUAUAUGUCACCAGAAAAUAUUCUUUCCUAUACUUACACUGUAAUUGCAACUUUGAAUGGUGGAUAUACGAUUGUAUUCGCUAACUCAACUGUGAUUUAUACAAAUUCUAGCGUUAUUUCUUCACAUUCAGGAAUAUAUGCUAUAUUCUUAACCAAUAAUCAAACUAAAACACCUCCAAAAAUUGUUUUACAUGAAUCGCCGAAUCAGCUAGGAUUUUCCGAUAGUAUAUAUUGCUCUGUCGAUUAUGUUUCUAUUGGCCAUUCAUGCAUAAUACCUGUAGAUAUGUAUCAAAAUUAUACUACUGAGAUUCUUAAUGUAUCAAUAACAACUAUAACUUCUGCAAUCGCGAUGACGACUAUGCCAGUUGUCACAACUGUAACGAAUCGAUCUAAUAUCACUACUACCAACAAAACCAGUGCUGCUAUAAGAAUCCGUUUUCUUUCUUCCGGGGCUGUAAGAACAUUUAAUCAAACACUGAUCAUGUAUAACGAAUCUUUUGAUACUCGAGCACUUUCUUUUGGUGGAUAUAUAGUAAUAGCAAAAACACCAAGUUCUAUUGAACAUGUUUUUUAUUUCAAUUAUGCUAUUUAUAAUGAAGAAGAUACACUAUUAUACAAUGUAUCUAAAACUAUUGCAGUAAAUAGAUCGGCCCAAUAU
Molecule: messenger RNA, 1274 nt
Organism: Racocetra persica
Lineage: Eukaryota; Fungi; Glomeromycota; Glomeromycetes; Diversisporales; Gigasporaceae
Source: the annotation of a GenBank genome assembly